Messenger RNA from Priceomyces carsonii, 513 nucleotides. RefSeq lists its product as uncharacterized. Gene Ontology annotation, cellular component: cytoplasm. Gene Ontology annotation, molecular function: zinc ion binding; protein binding. NCBI's taxonomy places the organism in Eukaryota, Fungi, Ascomycota, Pichiomycetes, Serinales, Debaryomycetaceae. The transcript has a single exon. The record is from RefSeq and is a predicted model, not a curated record. Bases 1 to 513 code for a protein of 170 amino acids.
AUGAAGAUAAAGAUUAGAUUGUCUACCGAAGUUUCCUACUCUGUGACCAUUCCGGAUAAUUCAACGGUAGAAGACUUGAGGAGCUCAGCACAGGUAGCUUGCCCAAGUGGAUCACAACUUCCAGAAGAUUUCAAACUCAUUUACAACGGGGAGAAGUUAGCUUCUCACUAUAGGACGUUAGAGUCGUACAAUAUCGGACCAGAACAGGAUGCAACUGUUAUCUUAAUGAGUAAUGAUAGCAACGUCCUUAAUGAGCCAUCAGAUACCCCAGUGCCUUCUACGACGACUUCUAAAAAGGUGAAGAGUAAGAAGAACAGGUGCUCGUUCAAAUCUUGUAAUUCUGCUCCUUUAAGAAUGGUCGGUAGCUGUAGUCACUGUCAGGGGAAGUUCUGUGCAAAGCACAGAUUGUUAGAAGACCACCUCUGUCAGGGCUUGCAGUAUUGCAAGGAUAAUGCCCAUGAAAAGAAUGCAAUGAAAUUACAAAGUGAAAGAACCAUUACGAAUAAAGUAUGA